Molecule: messenger RNA, 5376 nt
Organism: Perkinsus marinus ATCC 50983
Lineage: Eukaryota; Perkinsozoa; Perkinsida; Perkinsidae
Product: gag/pol/env polyprotein, putative
Exons: 1
Coding region: 1-5376 (1791 amino acids)
Biological process (GO): DNA integration
Molecular function (GO): RNA binding
Source: RefSeq, a predicted model, not a curated record
AUGGUAUCUCCCAAGGCGUCUGACCCAGUACUGACUGAUGACAAUAAGAAGAGCAGUACUGAGCAAUCCCCACCUGUGUGGGCUUGGCAGCUGAAGAAGGAGCUAGAUUCGUUGACGGAGUCGAUUGCAGGUAUUAAGUCACAGCUUGAGUCCAACGCUGAUCACAAGACCAGACAUGAUGCAAAUGGUACUACUGGUGCUACUGGCGAUGACAGCAAGGAUGGUCCUACUAAUACAGUGCAUGGUAUUGUUGAGGAGGUCAAACAACAGCUCGAUAGCACUAAAUCUGACCGAAGUGCCAAAUCGUCGUUGGUGAUAGAGCCUUUGGUUAUCAUGAAGAUUAGCAAACAAGCUAAGUCUGCUGGUGUUAUAGAGGGAGGCCGAUUCUCUGGUGUGACUGAUAAGAGGGGUUACAUGAUUUUCAAGAAGACUAUUAUGAAUCAGCCAGAGAUCCAAUUUUCUGGCACGGGGGAGCUGUCAAGUGCUUACCAAUACUUCUAUAUCAUCAAUAAUGUAUCUACUCCUCUACAACAACUGAUUAAUGAGCAAUGCCAUGUGAAGGGGAACACUUUGUUCAGUCAACGGGUUGUUACUGCAUGGCGAGUUUUACGACUAUAUAGUGAUCUCGGUAGCGAAAUGGAGCUCCACCGGAAAUGGGAGAAUCUGAAGUGUGAUGGCCCUACUACUUUGGAAGUUUACAUCGCCGCCAUUCAGACCAUGAAAGACCAGAUCGGUGAAGUUCGCGAAUGUCCUCUUACAGACAGUGAGUUACGAGCUCGGCUAUACUCAGGUUUGCCAACUGAAGCUCGUCUCUAUCUCGAUAGGAUGCCGAUGACUUCUGUAUCAACUAUGGAGAGUAUGAUUUCUGAGACUAGAAGGUGGGCUCAGCUACGAGUUCGUUAUGGUGCUUCGUUGGUCGGAACUCCCACUACAGCGAUAAGUAAUCCUACUAUUUCCACGACUCGUGGUGCGUCCUCUGCUAAGGUCAAGAGUGCUACUCCUAGUAAGAAGGACAAGAAGAAGACUGACAAGGAAGCUAAUGUCAUCGAGUUCUCCACGAGUCCAGAUGCUAAACGGGUUUUCCUCUCUGGUGUUCCGCUAGCUUGGAAUUAUCAGGAUGUAAAAGAUUUUGUGUCUCGACUGUUAGGGCAUGAUACUGAUGUGUAUGUGAGACUUUUACCCCGUAGGGGUUUUGUCACAGUGAAGUUCAAUGAACAUAAACCAGCGCAAGCAUUCAUUGAAGCUUCUAAUGGUGCUGAUAUUGGUGGCAAAAGAAUAAGGGCUCGUUUUGACAAGUUCGAAUCCCAAGAUGCUACUAUUAAUCCUACAACUACUGCUGCUCCUACAACGGAGGGUAACGCUGUGCAGGUGCCGUAUGAUGAAGUUUUCUUUCAAGGAGGAAGUCAAUCUUGUGAAGAAGAAGAAGGUGAGAGCCCUGAUUGUCUUAUUGCUGAGUUUCAUGAUGGCAGCUGUGAUCAACCUGUGCCAACAGCCACUGUCAGUGACUCAUUUCAGGACCACUCAGCCUGUAUGGUAUCAAUGGUAGAGUGCAAUGAAGGAUCAUCGGAUGUCCAAGUUUUGGAAAAGGCUUCCAAUGGCUUGCCUCUGAUACCGGUAUGGUUCGAAGGUGAUGAACAUCGAUAUUAUGCUUUACUGGACUCUGGUGCCACCGACGUCUUUAUUACAAGAAGGGUUUUCAACAGUAUGAAAGAGAGUAUCCCUGAGCUCAGUACCACUACUACUGCUACUUCAAGCAUGUUGACUAUGAUAAAUGGUACGUCGUGUGCGAUUGUUGACAAGGUGAUUGGUGUUAAGAUUCACCUAGCUAGUCAUCAAGUCCGACAGUGUGAUUGCUAUGUCAUUGAACAUAGCAAAUAUGAUGUCAUCGUACCGAAAAGUCUUCUGGGUCCAUGCACCUGGGUGGUAUCGGCCGAGUCUCACUGCCCAGACCGUAUAAUAUUCCGUCCUAUGGGCAUAUUUGAUGAUGAUUCGUGUAUACCCGAUCGAUGGCUUCAGGAUAACAGUCUCGCUAUCCAGUGCAACCACGCUGAAGUUGCAGCAGAUCGCUUGUCUGUUUCUAUCCCAUGGAAAAGCUCUGCGAGACCACGGUAUAACUUCAAGGACGUGUGGGCCAGAGAUCGCAAGGUGUUGACUCGUUUGAAGGAUGAACCUGUGAAAUAUGAGGCGUAUUUAAUUGCUGUACAUGAACUAUUGGAAUCAGGCGUUGUUAUUGAAAAACCUCCUGAUCAGUCUCCGCACGACUUCGCUAAGUUCUAUACGGCUGUGGUUCCAGUGUUUAAUCUCAACCGGACAAGCACCAAAUGCCGACUCUGUUUGGAUGCCAGACCACUUAAUACUUAUACUACUACCACUGGUGAUGGCACGGGCAGUACGUCUAUGGACUUAUUUGGCACGCUUAUGUUGUGGAGAAGCUUUGAGAGAGCAUCAUGUGACGAUCUUUCUAAAGCGUUCUGGCAAGUCCUGGUUCGCGGAGGAAAGGUCGAUGACGAGGACACCGAUUACCUCGCACUGGUAGUGGCUGGUCAUUUGGUUAAGUUUUCUCGAGUACCGUUUGGAACUAAUUGGUCACCAUGGGCAUUGGGCAGCAGCUUGGAGAAAAUUUUCUCCUCCCUGCCUGCAAAGAUACGGGAUGGUGUUGGUUAUUAUGUCGAUGACGUGCUUAUAGGAGCAUCUUCUAUCUCUGAGGUUGAAGCUUCCCGCAUCUCUGUUGUACAAGCUCUUAAACGAAGAGGCUUUGACAUCAACGAGAGGAAACGUUUCCAUAAUCUGGAAACAGCACGUUCUUCUAUUGGCCAAGAUGUUACUGUCAGUGAUGUUACUGGUAUGGAUGGUUUACAAAUGGCCUCGUGGCUCGGCUAUCGAUGGUUUAUUGGUCCCAACUGUGAUAAUGUGGACAUUAAACUACCAAACUUUCGUCUGCCUAGGGAAGUCCGAAUGUCGUCCCUACGAUCCAUUACAGCGAGGCUUUUCGACCCUUUGGGUCUGGUGGCGGAGGCCAGUUUGGAGAUAAAGGCCUUACUACGACAACUACACAAUGCUGGUUUUGGUGAGGUACAUCACGGACUAGUGAAAAAUGAUGCUAUCACCGGUGAUUAUCUGCUCCGUUCUCAAGAGUGUUUACAACAGUGUGAGAAGUACUUCACUUGCUCCACGAGGAUGGUGCCUCCUCGAUACAUUCCUAUAGAAGGUCUGGUGGUGUUUGUCGAUGCUAGUGAGUUCGCUAUGGCUGUCGAUGUCCGUUCACGUGCUAAUGGGCGACGAUUACUCUCGAGAAUAUCAACUCACCCUGGUGGUUCCAUCCCCCGACGUGAAUUGGAGUCUCUGCGUAUGGGUGUACAAGCUGUUUCAACCAUCCUAUCUACAUUCACUUCCAGAGUGAAGCAUGUUACCAUCGUCAAUGAUAGCAGCAUCACCCUAUAUCGGUUACGCUUGGUGAUUUGCCAUCCACAGAGUAGCAAAAUUGAGAAGCUUCCAUCUCCGGAGAAGAGGAGGCUGAAUCACAUAAGGGCCAUGUUGAACAAGAUCAAGCUCCAAGAGGUAGUGCCUGAGAUUGAAUUCAGACACAUUCGCUCCGGUGACAAUCUAGCGGAUCGUCUUACUCGGCCCUGUGGGAAUUGUGAGCCAGUCCAGUGUUCAUGGGAAGCUGUGUGCAGUGCCUUAACAGAUGACUGCCUCGUGGACUUUAACCUCAACGAUGGUUCCUUGGGUACCGACGACAAGCAAGAGGAUUUGUCCGAUGAGGAUGACAUUGAAGAAGCCCUUGUGAUCAAUGAGAUGUCUUGCUGUGUUGCUACUCAAGACACAACCGCUUCCUGGAUAGAGCAGUUCUUGCCACGUGUUAAGGUGUCUCAAUCCGCCGAUCCUAAUUGUGUAUCUAUUAUGUCCAAGCUACGAUCUGACCCGUCCUGUUCUCAGUCUAAGUUCUUCCAUCUUGAUGAUGAAAAUGGUACUUUGAUGAGCAGACGAUGGAAUUCAGAUGAAGACGACACUUGGGUGGUAUACAUUCCGGAUGACGACAAGCUGAAGGAUGAGGUGAUUGACAGGUUUCAUCGAGAUUUUGGUCACCCCGGUAUCACCAAGACGGUCGGCUUGUUACGUGGAGUCUGUGACUUUAAGGGACUUCAUAGGAGAGUAAAACAUUGGAUUUCUUCCUGUAGCGUCUGUUGUCAAGCCAAGUAUGGCCGUACCCUCACUAAAGCUAUAUCAACAUCUAAAUCAUGGGUGCCUCUCUUAUGGGGUGUCAUUGGUGCUGAUCUAGCAGGACCCAUCAAAGAUGCUGACGGUGUUAAACAUUGGGUCCUUCUAUUGGUAUGCUACAUUAGCAAGUUUGUAGCUGCUACGGUUAUCGACUCUCCAGGCACUGAGGAUGUGGCCUGUGCGACUAUAGAAUUACUGAAUGCCAAUGGGUGGCCUCGUGUAAUAGCAACUGAUCAAGGAAGCUGCUUUAUGUCUAUAAGGUUUAAGCAGCUCCUUGCCGAGCACAAUGUUGUCCAUGUAUACACGUUUGGGUUCGAUGCGGCACGACGAGGUUGGCUUGAGCGUCCACAUGCUGAGUUUUCAUCAGUUAUAAGGUGUAUGACUAAUGAUCGUGGUCGAUCUAUUGAGGAUGUCAGGGACCUGAAGUGUUUGGUGAGCAAGGCUACCUAUGUCGUGAACAACAUCCCCUAUGAAGCUGACAAUGACUUAUGUCCAUGGCUAUGCAUGAGACCAACUGGUGGUCUGACGGCCACACUGUUGACACGUGACCAAUCUGCUAUCGCUGAAAUUAAGAAAUGGCUAGGAUCGGGACUGCUGUAUGAUGAUUUAAUUGAACCACUUGGUUCCUUGAAGGAGGCUUACCUCAACGACAAUAUCCGUACUUUAUCAAAGCUGAAGUCAUUGUGGAUCCGCCGGAAGGGCGAAACUAGAAGACGACUGGCCAAGAUCCGACGUACUGACCAAGACUCUAUAACAAUUGGCGAUACUGUCUGGCGUCGUAACCCAACUGCUGAAAAAUAUGGUACCUUAUUUUCUGGUCCCUAUGAGGUUGUUGACCGUGAUGGAGCAACUAUAAAUUUGAAGAAGGCAGAUGACGAUGUGACCGUGCAAUGCCCUGUAAACCAGUUGAAGAAAGGACGAAGACCUAUUAAGACUGAUAAGGGUCCUACUUCUCCCACCUUCCUGGAAAAGGGUGUGCAAGCUGAGGUUGAGCCCGAAGUGCAUGAGGACGAACCUCCAGUGAGCCGAGAAGAGUUGAAGAUAUGGCAAGAGGCUGUUAUGAAUGACGGUGCUGGAGUCAUGACACGAAGCCGCAAGAGAGCAGUCGACAGAGUCUCAGAUAUGUUGAAGUCUAACAAAGUUGCUCGUAAAAAGUGA